AUGCGACAAAUGCUUCUUCAGCUCUUGUCUACUAUGCAAAUCACCCAGGCCCAGGAAAAGGAAAUCAUCAAUAAAAGCAACGAAGAACUAGCAGACUUAUUACGUAAAUGGUUAAUGGGUCGGAGGUAUCUCAUUGUUGUAGAUUACAUGUGGAGCACAGGCUCCUGGGAUGAAAUCCAAAGGUGCUUCCCAGAAGAUAGUAAUGGAAGUCGAAUAUUGGCGACCACUCGACUUCAAGAAGUGGCCAUUUAUACAGGAGGAUCACAUAAUUAUUGGCUAAACUUGCCUUUCCUAAAUCCAUAUGAAAGUUGGGAAUUAUUUAGUGGGAGGAUUCUCAAUUAUGGAAGCUUAAGCUCACCGCCUGUGAAACUUGAAGGGAUAUGGAGACACAUUGUUGAGUAUUGUAAAGGAUUGCCGCUUGCAAUUGUCGUAGUUGCAGGACUUGUACUGGCCACCAAUCAGUCACUGUGUCAGUACAAGUACUGCAGAAGACCCCAAACCUUUGAUACCUGA
Ipomoea triloba (trilobed morning glory) is the source of this 513-nucleotide messenger RNA. RefSeq names its product putative late blight resistance protein homolog R1A-10. Gene Ontology annotation, molecular function: ADP binding. Bases 1 to 513 code for a protein of 170 amino acids. Gene Ontology annotation, biological process: defense response to other organism. The transcript has a single exon. Lineage: Eukaryota; Viridiplantae; Streptophyta; Magnoliopsida; Solanales; Convolvulaceae. The record is from RefSeq and is a predicted model, not a curated record.